AAAGGAGGGAUAAAAGAUAUAUGAAGGCAACACGGGGCUCAUGACAUCGCUUACACACCACAACCUGGCAGUCCUGACAUCCGCAACGCCAUCCUCGCCGGCACCGCCUCCUGCGCUCCGCUCUCCUGGUGGCAGGGAGUGCAGCAGAUGCAUCCCAUGGCCGCCGGGGACCUGAACUCCUGAUCCCUUCGCUGCUGGUGGUAAGGAGAGUCCCUGGCCCUAGCUGCUCGGACGGAUCUGUUCCCCUGUCGCUCUGGCGAUCCGCAACCACAUGAUGUUCCGAAUCCAAUCCGCCCGCCCGCUGGCUCUCUUCGAUUUCUUCCGUUUUGUUUUUUUUUUUUUUUUUUGCUUGCUGCUACAUCGUGCAAGAAACAGGAGUUCUAACUCGUGCGUACCUACCCACUACCAUCUUCGCGCGGAAAUCGUUGCACUCUUCCCGCGUCCCUCGGCGCUCGCCCAUCGCCAUCUUCCCGCUCGCGCGCGCUUGACUCAGCUCAUCGCCAUGGCCGUCGCCAUUUUCCCUGUAUCCUGUAGAAUUUAUUUCCGCCAUGGCCACGCCCAGCGAGCUCAGCGCGUCCGCCCGCUCUCGGCUUGGCGCCUUGGCCGCGCGCACGCGCGCGCAGGCGGCCCCGCGUCCUAUGUAUUGGCCGCAGCUUCCUCUCGUCCGCACACCCUGGCCGUAACAAAAGAAUAAAGCAGCAUGGAUGGGACAAGAGCAGGAUAAAGUAACAUAAAGCAGAAUAGCAGCAUAAAACAGCG
Molecule: messenger RNA, 759 nt
Organism: Zea mays
Lineage: Eukaryota; Viridiplantae; Streptophyta; Magnoliopsida; Poales; Poaceae
Source: RefSeq, marked predicted